AUGACCAAACCAGAGGUUGUGCGCUUUGGCGAUGGGCACUAUCGGCGCGUUAUCUAUGGGCUUGGACCAUAUAUUGCAGAUUACGAAGAACAGGUUCUAUUAGCAUGUAUAGUGCGCUCUUGGUGUCCAAGGUGUAUGUCACACUGCAAAAAUUUGGAUGCCAAGUCGUUGCAUCAUACUCGUGACCAUACAGAAGCACUCAUCGAAGAAGUAUCAUCUACCGACCUGUGGGACGAAUAUGGGAUCAUCCAUGACCUCGUUCUGUUUACAAAUGAUUUUCCUCGAGCUGAUAUAUACCAACUUAUCGCGCCAGACAUCCUACAUCAGUUGAUUAAAGGAACCUUCAAGGAUCAUUUAGUUGAGUGGGUUAGAAAAUAUCUGCUUCAUGUGCACGGAAAGAAAGGAGCAGAGAAAAUUCAAGAUGAGAUAGAUAGAAGGAUCGCCGUGGUUGCCUCAUUCUCAGGUCUUCGAUGUUUCCCAGAAGGUCGAGGAUUCAAACAGUGGACCGGGGAUGAUUCAAAAGCGCUUAUGAAGGUUUAUCUACCUGCCAUUGAAGGUCAUGUCCCAACGGAUGUGGUGCGCACAUUUCGUGCAUUUCUUGAAUUCUGUUAUCUUGUCCGGCGUAAUAUCAUUACAGAAUCUACACUGGUUCGAAUCCAGGACGCCCUCGACCGAUUCCAUCAUUACAGGAAGGUCUUUGAGUCCAUAGGCAUUGUACCUACAUUCUCCCUCCCUCGACAACAUUCUUGUUCCCAUUACGUCCUCCUUAUCCGACUGUUUGGUGCACCCAAUGGCCUUUGUUCCUCAAUCACUGAGACAAAGCACAUCAAAGCCGUCAAGGAACCAUGGAGGCGCUCGAGUCGCUACAAAGCCCUCGGCCAAAUGCUGGUGACAAACCAGCGUCUCAAUAAACUUGCAGCUUUGCGUAUUGAUUUCAAGAGCCGUGGGAUGCUGAAUGGCACCUGUCUGUCAGAAAUGCUUCGGGCAUUAAAGCGUUUGCGGUUAAAUAGUAUGCCUGACGCCAAUCAGCCUGACCAACCUAAUGAGAAUAACAUCCCACUACUCCCUGACCUCGACAUUACUAUGCGGGGUGAUAAUGAAGAGGAACGCCAACGCGCACAAACUAUACCUGACUUAUCUGCAGAACUGGCUAUCCCCCAUCUCUAUAACAUCCUCCGCCGAUUUCUAUUCAAACAAGUGAACCCAGAUGACCAGCGCUCUCCCUCUGAAGUCCCACUUGCAAGUUGUCCGCGAUUCGAUGGUAAAAUCCAAGUUUUCAACUCUGCUUCUUCGAUAUUCUAUGCGCCCAGCGACCAUAGUGGGAUUGGCGGCAUGCGCCGGGAGCAUAUUCGUGCCUGUCCUGUAUGGAGAAAUGAGGCACCCCGGUAUGACUGUGUGUUUGUGGACACAGAUGCAGGUGUUGAAGGGAUGGGAGGCAUGGACAUAGCUCGUGUAAUGUGUUUUUUCUCUUUCAUAUUUGAGGAAGUUUCAUACCCAUGCGCUGUAGUGCGUUGGUUUGACAAAGCUGACAACGGACCCGACGAGGACACUGGGAUGUGGAUCGUAAAACCUUUGUAUGAUGAUGGCCAUUCACCGUCGAUUGCGAUCAUCCAUGUUGAUUCUAUUUACCGGGCCGCACACCUCAUCCCAAUCUACGGAACGCAUGCCAUCCCACGGGACCUCAAGCACUAUGACUCAUAUGACGCCUUCUGA
Messenger RNA from Suillus plorans, 1713 nucleotides. RefSeq lists its product as uncharacterized. The transcript has 7 exons. NCBI's taxonomy places the organism in Eukaryota, Fungi, Basidiomycota, Agaricomycetes, Boletales, Suillaceae. The record is from RefSeq and is a predicted model, not a curated record. The coding region runs from base 1 to 1713 and encodes 570 amino acids.